AGGAGAUGCCAUCCAAAUUACCUACAAAAACAGUGAGCAGAGAUUAUUUUUGGAUUGCUACAAAACGGGAGACCUUACUUUGCUGCUACAACAUUCCUUCAUUCUUCCAAGAGAGAAAUAUGCGGCAACAGCAGUGGUUUUCUCAAUAACAGAUAUACCUAGAUUUCCAUAGCCAAACAGAACAGAGAAAAAUCUUUCUUAGACUGGCUCCAGAAGACUCAGAUUCUAUUUGACUACCACAUUUUUAGGAUUCACGAUGAAUAAGACAAGGGCUGUUAACGAUGGCUUUCCUUUCCUGAACAGUAAGAACUGGAGCUCAAACCGAAGCUUCCCCAUGCAUAUUUCUAAUCAGUGUAGGAACAUCACUGACCUUACUGUCUUUCUGGCCACCUCUUACAGCUUGGAGACUGUCCUAGGUAUUGUGGGAAACAUCUGUUUGGUUGCUGUCAUUGCCAGGCAGAAGGAAAAGGCCAACGUCACCAACAUCCUAAUUUCCAACUUAAUUAUUUCAGACUUGUUUAUGUGUCUUGUCUGUCUGCCUUUCACUGUUGUUUACACCAUGAUGGACUACUGGAUAUUUGGAGAAGUCAUGUGCAAAAUGACCUCUUUCACUCAGUGUACAUCUGUGACAGUAUCAAUUCUCUCUCUUGUUCUUAUUGCUCUGGAAAGACACCAGCUCAUCAUAAACCCGACUGGUUGGAGGCCAAGCAUCUCCCAAGCCUAUCUAGGAAUUGGAGUAAUUUGGACUUUAGCAUGUCUCAUGUCCCUACCUUUUUUGACCACAUCCAUCUUGUCUAAUGAUUUGUAUAAGCAGCUCUCACACAUCAUGAAUUUUUCUACUGACAAGGCCAUAUGCAUUGACUCGUGGCCUUCUGAGCAACACAGACUAAUCUACACCACCACUUUACUGCUUUUGCAAUAUUGCAUCCCACUUUUCUUCAUUAUACUUUGCUACCUGCGUAUCUACUUACGUCUGCAGAAGAGAAAGGACAUGUUUGAGAAGAGUGAAUACAGCAACCGAGCAGUUCAGCUGAGAAGGAUAAAUAUAUUGUUAGCAUCCAUGGUUGCUGCUUUUGCUCUUUGCUGGCUACCACUGCAUGUUUUCAACACCAUUGUGGACUGGAAUUACAAAAUCAUUUUGCCUUGCUACCACAAUCUGAUCUUCUCAUUGUGCCACCUGGUAGCUAUGGCUUCCACCUGUGUCAACCCUGUUAUUUAUGGCUUCCUAAACAGCAACUUCAAAAAAGAAGUGAAGUCACUGAUUCUAAGCUGCCAGCAUAAUUCAGUAACUGCAUCAGUGGAAGAAUAUGACCAUUUGCCUUUAUCUACCAUGCAGACUGAAAUCUCCAAGGGCUCACUGAUGUUGAACUGCAGACAUAAUUCUAUCUAGCAAGCAGAAAAUAUUGCAGACGGGUAUACUGAUACCACACAAAAAUUAUUACCUGUAGGCAUAAAAAGCAACUGGUGAUGCCAUAGCUGAGUUGUGAACAGGAACCCAUUACUGCCUGAGUUUUGGAAGAACAGGCAAAGGAAGGUUAUAAUACAGAGUAGCUCCUAUGGUACACAAGUCAUUCAUGUCAUUGAGAUGGUACAGACAUUGAGGAGACUGGGCUGAUGUGUAUGUGGCUGCUCUAAUAGAUCAGUAACUCAGCUGAAACUCCACAUAGACUGACAUGGGGUUCAGCUAAGUUCAUAUCUCUACCAUGGCUGUGGUAGAAACCCAGACUUACAUUUUCAGCACUACAGGCUGCUAAAAGUUGCAUUAGAAAAGACUCUCUCAAUUUUUCAGUAUUAGUAAGUUUUUUUAUGCACAGCCGACAAAACGGUGGAACAGAGAUAUGUAAAUAUAUAUGUCUUUGUGCUUUAUCAACUCUCACAGUCUGUUAGGUAACACUAAUUUUUCAGCACAUUUAAUUCACAUGAAAAAACCUGGUGUAUAGGCUUGGAAAUAGCCAUUGCCUCUGGAAGUAAGGACACAGAACAAUGAUUCUGGUAAGUGAAGGCAGUAACUUACCAAGGGAUGACGACAAAUGAAACAUAUUGUAUAAUGGAUUAAAUUCUCAACACAUUGAGAUGAGGCUGAGCACUGUUUUUAAGCAAAUAGAGAAACAGUCAGUGUUCCACAUGGAAACAAAUCUGGCUGACUUUGCAAUUCCUGCUGCUGUCAGCUGCAAAGCUCUGCAAUGCUAAAACUGCAUGCUGUGAUGGUAUGAGACAGCUGGAUUACUGGAGUUGUUCCAGAUCAUCACUUUUGCUUCAGCAGCUCCUUGGUAAUUUUAUUGCAAAAUAUGGGAUUCAAAAGGCCAGAACAGUCAUGAAAACACAUUUGUAGAAACCAUGUCUUUUCAAAAUGGGUAUACAUCCAAAUAAAUAAGCACAUGCAUAGAGGCUUUCAGUUUCCAGUUACAAUAAAACUAAAUGUCAGAUACCUGUCCCACUCAUUGGCAUCAUCAACAGAAAGGAAACUGAAAUUCCAACUAAACAGUGAAAGCUCACUGAAAAUACAUAAGUGGAAUCCAGGUCAGGAUGAAGCCAAGCUACAUGUAAAUAGGUAGUAUUGUCAAUUGUUCUGCUAAAGUCAGGGUCAUGAUUUUUCACAUCUGUGGUAUUUUUAGUCUUUGUGCACAAAACCUACAAACCAUAAACUUAUUUCAGCCUCUGGACCCAGAGACAUUCUACAGUGAUUACUGAGAUACCAAGAAUUAGAUACGCCCAAGAAGCCCGUAAUAAGGAAUGGACAGAAAAAAAAGCAGCAAGUGUAAAAAGGAGAUCAACCAGGUCAGUGCUAAGAAAUAUGGAAGCAUAUUCCAUCCUGAACUGUUAAACUAACCUUAGCAGAAGACUGGAAUAAGUGACCACCUGCAGUAAUUUUCAACUUGGAUUAUGCUAUGGUAAACAGUCAUUACUCAUUGUAGUCUAUGGGUUUGCAUGAAGUCAAAGCUACCCAAUGUAUAGUUAUGCAGACAGCUAGAAAUCUCUUAGCUGGAUUAGUCAAAUUGGUAAAUAGUUACAUGAGGAAAAAAUUCUUCCCAUGCUCCGAUCUGACAGACAAUGUGGAUGUUGGACAGAGUAUUUUAAGACAAGAGCAAAACCUAUAAGGUAGUAAGAGUUAUCAAUGAGUAGGAGUCAAUGAGUCAUCAGCUGACAGAAAUGGGAUUUAAUCCCUUGCCAUGAGCUGGGUGCAUAGAAACCAGCAGCAAAACUUCAAGUCUGAACUGGAAUUAUUGUGUGCAGAAUGUUAAGGCAGAAGCUGUUUUGAUGCAGCCAUCUUUGUAAUUCUGGGCAGAGCCUGUAUAUCUCAGAAAGAGAGUUGACAUGUGAUUACCUUUUGUAUCUUCCUCAAUUAUAUGGCAAGAUUUUUUGCUUUCAAAUGGACUUCUGCAUGUUUUUUUUUGUUACUUGUCACAGCAUGAUGAGAAGAUGUUUCCCUUGAUUUGUAUGCAAUGUCAUUUCUAGACUGAACAUCGAGUCUAUUAAAAACACAGAACAAGGGGACUGUAAUUUUUCAUGCAGUUUGAAAUUUGCUGCUGUAACUGAAAUCAGAGCUGAUACAAUCAUGGGAUGCUGAGUAGUACAAAAUGGAGCAACUCCUCCUCAUCAGCUUGAUUUAUAAAAAAACCAUGUUGUAUUACUCGAGGGACUAAAUACUGCUUAAACUUUGUAGUGUUUUUGUAUUUAGGAUCAAUUUAAUCCAAUUAGCUUUGAGUAAUUCUGCCUGUUUCCUGCACUUGCUAUAAUUCCAACAUGGAACUAAGAUAUGUUUAAAGCUAUCAUAAAAAUACUCUGCUAAGCAUGAACAUAGAUUAUCUGAUUUAUGAUCUUAAGUAUAUAAUUUUUCAAGCAUCAGUGUCUUGAAUGGAAACAAUUACCUUUAGAAUCUGUACUUCCUUGAACAUGUCUUUGUUGCUAAUUCUACGUGAAAACUGUUUGAUAGAGCAUUUAGCUUGUCAGAGCCCUGCCACUAGAGCUUUGCAUUUACAUUGUGCAUCAGGUCCCAGUUCUUUCUGCAAAGGAUUGAAAUAUCAGUGUGCCCGGCUCUUUAACUGUGAUGUGUGUGGCCAUUUGUAUCCAUGAUCACAAGUAAAUAUGUAAACCAAGCAGAUCCAACUCUACAGUAACCCAGACAGGCACAAAUGGAUGUAUCUCCCUCCAGUGAUUAUGGGAAGUGUCAAGUUUGGAGUCAAGUACUGUUUAUUACUAACAGACCUUUCACUGGAUAAACUAAAGGAUUUAAACACUAAAAGCCACCAAACUGCACCCAUACAUCUAACUGCAAAAAUAAAAAUCCUCAAAACUCCCAACCAGCUGCUGCCUAUCCAUCUACUUACAUACCAUCCUGAGGUACAUGAUUUUCAACCUUUACAAUUACCUAGGUAACUAAAUAAACAUUAGAGUAAAUCCAGAAAAAAGUGUCUGCGUUCCAAAGAAUUAAAUAUCUAUGCCACGUGCAAGUUCUACCUUUAUUUACACAUUAGGCAUCCUGCUGGCACAAACAGCCAUAGCAGGAAAGGUGCAUUUAUCAUUCUUCAUUCUCUGUGGACAUAAAGGUUUAUGCACAGUAGAGGAUAUUGUCACUAGUUUUUAAGAGCAGCUCUAGUAACUAUUCCCUGUUCCCUUUGAAGCUAAAGGCAUGAGGCUGGAUGCAGCCUGCAUGGUUGAAUUCUUGUCAUUUUGUCACUUUGAGGCUUGAAUACAACCAAGAGGGAAGGUGUGUCUCCUUGGUCCCUGUACAGGGUAACAGAACAGGUAUAGCUUACAUACAUCUUAUCCAUUUGUAAAUAACAAGGUUCAUAUCUAAGAAGGCUCAAGCAUUUGUGUUGACUGUAUACAGUGAUGCUUUUGAGUAUGCUCUUUACAAAGUUCUGCUACUGAGUUACAAAAGCAGUUUUGGGGAAAUAUGCAGGAGUUGCAUAAAUCACGAGUUCAUACAGUUCUAGGACCUUAUCUGGCUUUUUUUUUUUUAAAUAGCUUUUUAUAAUCCUGCCUGUUGUGACAUAUUGCAAGAAGACAGUAAGGUUUUCAGAGCAAGAAAACAACUUACUGCUGUGAUAUAAGUGGCAUGGUAUGAAGAGCCUAAUAAAAAUAAUAUUGCUUGUGUUA
Molecule: messenger RNA, 5100 nt
Organism: Apus apus (common swift)
Lineage: Eukaryota; Metazoa; Chordata; Aves; Apodiformes; Apodidae
Gene: NPY4R2
Product: neuropeptide Y receptor Y4-2
Exons: 2
Coding region: 257-1390 (377 amino acids)
Biological process (GO): G protein-coupled receptor signaling pathway
Cellular component (GO): plasma membrane; neuron projection
Molecular function (GO): pancreatic polypeptide receptor activity; neuropeptide binding
Source: RefSeq, a predicted model, not a curated record